Clupea harengus (Atlantic herring) is the source of this 2462-nucleotide messenger RNA. RefSeq lists its product as uncharacterized. The transcript has 10 exons. Gene Ontology annotation, molecular function: calcium ion binding. Bases 76 to 2340 code for a protein of 754 amino acids. The record is from RefSeq and is a predicted model, not a curated record. NCBI's taxonomy places the organism in Eukaryota, Metazoa, Chordata, Actinopteri, Clupeiformes, Clupeidae.
ACAAAGAAACCCGCUCAUAGAAAAGCGUUGACGUCUGACUUUGGAGUCAAACGUGUGAAAUUAACGCAUAUCAAAAUGCCACAUUUAAUUUUGGCAAUAACAUACUUUAUAUCUGCUUACGGACCGAUGGUGAUUUGCGAUGUCACGACUAAAAAGAAUGAGGCCAGCAGGUCUUCGGGGGGAACCAAAGACAGAAAUGCAUUCUUCGCGCUGCGUAGUUGUCAUCAGAUUAUGCACGGAGACGGUGGCGAGUUCUUCUCUCCAGACUACCUGUGCUCCAACCCGCCUCUGUGGUGCAACUGGACCAUCCAGGUGCCCGCCGGGAAACGUGUGCACAUCCAGCUGGAGGACUUCACGCUGGCCGACUCCUGUCACCUGAAGACGGACCAAAUCCACCUGGACGAGUCGCCUGGUGCGGGUUUGAGUGCCGCGGUGACCGGCGAGACUGGUGACCACCGCAUCCUGGAGAAGUGCUGGAGGAAAGCGGAAUACACGUCUCACUCCAGUACCGUGCACGUGAUUCUACUCAUCACCCGUACACCCAACCCUCCACUCAGGGGAUUCUACGGACGUUUCAAGUCCCUUGGCGGGCUCCCUGGAACCCAGGAAGCCCUGAACGACAGGGCAGGCAUGGACGAUGCCUCAAACUCAAAUGAAUAUGAGAAGCAAGAGCCAUCUGACGUCCAUCAUAACCACGGUAAAACUGAACCGCUUGUGCCUGAUUCAGUCUCCGUACAGGUCGGUUAUUCUCCCAGUCAGAAUCCCUCCCCCACCAACAAAACAGCAGGUGGCCAUUUUGUUUCCCCAGCCCCUACCUCCAUGUCCAACAAGCUUCCCUCAGGGCCAAGGAGCCCAGAAGGUGAGGGGUCAGAGAAGGCGAGCGCCACAUGGAAAACCAUCAGAGGCCGAGGAGGAGGAGGAGGAGGAGGAGGAGGAGGAGGGCCUGACGCCAACUCUGUGAUGGCGGAGAAGAAGGCUGACCGUCCACAUGCCGACAGCCCCAGCACUGUGACGUCCACAGAUGACCCAGAGUCUGGGUUAAAGGUCAACCAGGCCCGGGGCAGGUCGUCUCACUCCGAGGGAGAGGUGGUCAAGGAGGAUGAGUAUCCUACCUUCAUCACCCAGUCGCCUGUGGCUGACACUCUCCAAAAUAUCGCUCAUUCUCCAUCGACUGAAAUCACUCUUCAAGACAAGACAGUAACAACAACCACCACAACACAAAGAGAAGUCGUGGAGGAUCCCAAUGUCGCUACCAACAUCCCAAAAGGUCAAAUUCCAAAGCCUAAAGUUCAAGCAGCAAAGAAACCAGGAAUAGAGGCCAAUUACAUAGAGAGAACACUUUCACAUCAAACCCCAAGGAACAUCACCCAUCAUCCACACCUACCUGGGGGUGAGACUUCAUUCCUUCCAGAAGGUUCCCCAGAAUUGAAUUCUCUGUCUGAAGCUUUUCUCUUCGAGGUGUCUGUGGAGGUUGCCUUCAGCCACCAGGCUGGGGAGGGUUGGGAGCAGCUGGUGACUGCUCUACUGACGUCACUGAAGAACAUGAUUAAAGAGGAAUUAAUGAGCUAUGCCCCAAAAACCAUAUCAUCACAGAGAAUUAAAAGGUUGAGCUCGGGGACUCUCUUCCUCCUCUGGCUUCAUUUCAGGGAGGGGCAUGAAGGGGCGCAGAUGCACAGGGUUCUCCACGGUGCGGCCGAGAGGCUCAGGGGUCGGAGUCUGCUCUCCCAGUGGGGCGGCACGGGGGGGCUCGUCGCCUACGUCAGCGUCACAGAUGUCAACGAGUGUGGCACCCAGCUGGCACAGUGCGACGCCCACGCGGAGUGUGUGAACCGGUUCGGCACCUACUCGUGCCGCUGUCACCCGGGCUACGCCGACAAGUCGCGCUCCGGCCCGGGAGGAACCAUCUGCGUAGACCCUGCCCUCUCCGGUUGUAGCUGGUCAUCCCCUGACAUCCUUAAAGGCAUCUACUGCGUCUGCUUCCUGCUCAGUUUCCUCAUCGCCCUGCUGCUUUUCGCCCUGACCGCUAUGUACCGCUGCCGCCACCAGGGGGUGUUCAUGCUCCGCUGCCAGAGCUGCAGCAACGGUAGCGGCCUGGCGACGGUCGCCAGCAGCGACGACAACAACAACAACAACAACGACAAUGGCAGCAGGAGUGGCUGCAUAAGAAUGUCCUCCAUCCGUAACCGACCUUUGCCCCCCCCUCCCGCACCCCCGACGCGGCGCCCCAAGGAGGGUUCAGACGGAGGGGGGUCCUUGGAGUCCCCUUUCAUGAGAUUCGGACCGCUGCCAAACUCGGACGGGUCCGAAACCAAGGUGUCGGAGCCCAGAGCAAAGCAGUGAUUCUGGGGCGUCCCUCUCCUCUCAAGACCUGACUAGGCCUCAGGAGUUCCGCGCCACUCACUCAUCAUUACUUUUGUGUGUUCGUUUGGAAUGUUUUGCUGCUUAAGUUCUAUACUAAUAAU